AUGAAAAUGUUCAUUGCUACCGCUCUGGGACUCCUGGUGAUCGCUUCGGUCACCGUUAUCGGUUCAGCCGAGCAGCAUCACCAUGCUCCGGCCUACGAGCACCAGGGUCCACCGAUUCCGAUCGUCCACAGUGAAUCCUACAGCAGCCACGACGGAAGCUACAAGUUCGCGUACGAAUCCGGCAACGGAAUUGCGGCGCAGGAAGAAGGAUUCGUGAAGAACGCUGGCAGCAAGGAUCACGAGGUGCAGGUCGCUCACGGAUCGUACUCUUACACCGAUCCCCAUGGUGUGCCCGUGUCCAUCAGCUACGUUGCCGAUGAGAAUGGAUUCCAGGCCAAGGGAUCGCACAUCCCAACGCCACCACCAGUGCCCCAGGAACUGAUCGAUGCUUACGCCAAGGCCGCCAGCCAGCCCCAGCAGCAUCAUGAUGCGGAGCCAGAGUACGCUCAGCCCGCUCCUCAUGGUUACAGCGCGUACUAG
Molecule: messenger RNA, 480 nt
Organism: Anopheles aquasalis
Lineage: Eukaryota; Metazoa; Arthropoda; Insecta; Diptera; Culicidae
Product: endocuticle structural glycoprotein SgAbd-2-like
Cellular component (GO): chitin-based extracellular matrix
Molecular function (GO): structural constituent of chitin-based larval cuticle
Source: RefSeq, a predicted model, not a curated record